Aspergillus versicolor CBS 583.65 is the source of this 1181-nucleotide messenger RNA. Its product is annotated as PICOT family protein. The record is from RefSeq and is a predicted model, not a curated record. Gene Ontology annotation, molecular function: 2 iron, 2 sulfur cluster binding. The transcript has 2 exons. The coding region runs from base 226 to 1062 and encodes 278 amino acids. Lineage: Eukaryota; Fungi; Ascomycota; Eurotiomycetes; Eurotiales; Aspergillaceae.
CUUCUUCUACUUCUCCAUCGACUCGACACUCAGCUUCAUCAAUAUUUGUGUCGCCUCUCUCGCGUGCGCUUCCCCCUUUUUCUAUCGCUCGCUUUCACUCUGACCUCGCAAAGUUAACAGCCAGCCCCAGAGAGUCCCAGCUCUCCCGAUCAUUCCCGUUUUUCCCCCGCCAGCCCUCUACCUAAGCCCACCCCACAUCCCAAAGAAAAUCACCUUCCUCACGCGAUGUCUACCCUCCUCGAGAUAACCUCAGAGGAGAGCUUCACCCCUCAAAUUGCCUCUAUCCCAGCCUCAACUCUCGUUGUUCUCUACUUCCACGCACCAUGGGCAGCCCCGUGCGCGCAAAUGCGAGCCGUCCUCUCCGCCCUCGCCUCUCAAUACCCCGUCACCUCCCCACCAACUGUCGCCUUCUUCAGCAUCAACGCCGAAGAGCUCCCUGAUAUCUCCGAAGAAUACGAUGUCACGGCUGUUCCAUAUGUCGUCCUUCUCAGGGACAGUAAAGUUCUCGAAUCUAUUAGCGGGAGCGAGGCAACCAAGGCGCGCGAUGCUGUCGAGCGAUAUGCUGGUGCCGGGUCAAGCGCCGGCGCCAAUAGUGCCGGUUCCACUACUAUCCCACCAGCGUUGACCGCUGUGCCCAGGGAGGACGGCGCGACAACGGCUACACAGGCACCUAUGUUGUCUGCCGGUCAGAGUGCAGGUGGCGCACCAGCCCUGACACCUGAACAGUCGAAGGAGGCGUUGUUUGCUCGUCUUGCGGAACUGGUUAAAGCUGCGCCAGUUAUGCUGUUUAUGAAGGGGACGCCUAGCGCGCCUCAGUGUGGAUUCAGCCGGCAACUGGUUGGUAUCUUGCGUGAGCGGAGUGUCAAGUAUGGAUUCUUCAACAUCCUUGCCGACGAGGAUGUAAGACAGGGCUUGAAGGAAUUCGCGGACUGGCCCACUUUCCCACAGCUUUGGGUUGGUGGGGAGUUAGUCGGAGGAUUAGAUAUUGUCAAGGAGGAACUUGAGAAUGACCCUGAUUUCCUUGACAGCUUCUCUGUUAACAAGGCCACUGCUGCCGCCUAAUGUAGAGAAAUAAAUAAAAGAUAUACGGGUCAACUUGUGGUCUUAGUUCACGCCAAUCUUCUAAAUUACCUAUUAGAUUUACGCAAACAUGAAUCAGAAUACCUUAGUUAACUAUGGUG